AACAGUAGCUACAAAAUAAUUCAGUCGGUAGAUAAACUGGAGUUACUGGACGAACUGCGUUACUUUCGUUGAAUUGCCACGACAAAGAACAAAACUCAUAACCCGGCAGCUAUAUGUCUCAAAAUUUAAUCAACAAUUACUGAAAUUUUGGUCAUAUCGGAAUUUAUAGAGACUUUAUAAAAAAAGAUGGAGAGUGCAGGCUAUGCAUCAAAGAAUACAUUAAGCAACUUCAAGACACCGGUAGAAAAAGCAUAUGGAACAGAAGUAUCCCUUUUUUUACAUUGUCACUUGCGUGGGUAUGAUCGUCAUGGAGAGGGAAUUGUCCCAGAUCAAGGAUACUACGAUAAAUACGGCGCUCCAACGAGCAAGGAUAACUCGUGGGAAGAAGGUUACCAUGUGCUUGAGAAAAAACUAGCAAAAUUAAACGAUAGUGUGAUGGCUAUUGAAGAGCUGGACUUCCCCGUCUUCGCAGGUGGUGGCGGAGGUGUACACCUUUAUAAACCACUGCACGAUCACGAGCCAUGGAAUUGGACUGGCUGGGUACCCCUGCAGAAAAGAUGGCUUUGCCAGGGAACGUUCUUUAGUAACAGGUAUUUCCUGGCUCUUCGUGGCAAUGAAAUACAGAACAAUUUGUGGGAUUAUCACCCAUAUGAUGACGUAGAAGUAGAAGAUGAAGGUGUUGACGAAAUGGUGUACAGUCAGGUGCAACCAAAUGACAGAUACAAAGGAGGUUAUUGGUUUCAUGGUCAACCUUUUGGUCGCUAUCUGCAUAUUAUUGCAUUAAAGUCACAUCAAAAGAAUCCUAAGACAAAAGAGUGUAAAAGAUACAACUACAUCGUUCAUCCCUUGGCAUACAGAGCCUCAAUUCAUACAAUCCCAGACAACAGCGUGGAUGCAAUGCAAUGGUGCAUUAUUAAUAUGCCCGAGGAAGAACAUUUUGGGAAAGAUCAACCGUGGGGCGAAAAAUGUCACGGCUUGGAAAUAUUCAAUGAUUUUACGUACGCUCACUCCUAUCAAAAGAUUGAGGAGGAUGGGCCAAACAAUGGUGAACUCAGUGAAGAUGAAAAAGGAAAUAAGUAUUAUUACUGGUUUGACACGUACCCUUUGGAGUUUGCAGUGUUUCUUCUUGAUUCUGCUCUUGCUCGAGGCGUAUAUUUCCAUACAAUGGCUGCCAAUGACGCGUUCUACGAAAGAUCUCCUGUGGACAACGUGCCAACUGAUGAACCAGACGGCAGAAAGACUAAAUUGAUCAGAGAAUCAGAUCCGAAAGACAAUCUACACAAACACAACAUGAAGUACGCACCGCCAUCAAAAGAUCCUAGGCUGGACGGGCAAAAAGCAGUUUCUACAGAAAUUACAAUGACAGACGGCGGGCCAUCAAAGUACUUCGAUCGUGCACACACUGUAAAGACAGAUCUGUCUGAUUUUGUAAACCAACUACCCUACAAAGAUAAAUUUGUAUUUGGCUUUGUGACACUAUUCGAUCCAACUGAAGAAAUAAAGAAUAAAGUUUUUAAAGAACAGCAGGGAAUCCAACGCAUGCUGGAUAAGGGAUUGGAUGAUGCAGAAAAUCUUGUGUUAGAUUAUCUGAAUAAAGGAAGAUAUUACGCUACCACAGGAAUUUGGGAAAAAUUUGAAUACAAGAACAUUAACCACCCGGCGGUGUUGCCUCUCAUAAUUCGCAAUCAGCCAGACCCAAACGAGCUCUGUUAUGAUCUAACGUUUGACAUGGAACUGGUAUUCACUUUCCCUCCAUGUCGAAAGAAGAACAUUGACAUAGUUUGGAGGUAUACUAUUAUGGUCGAGUGUGUACGAUCAGAACAAAGCGUGAUCGUGAAGGAGCUUGUCACAACCCAUGGUUAUUUUAAGUUGGAUGAAAAGUACUCAACCAAUGUUGAUCUAAGUUGUCAUUACGAUAAAUCUCAUGUGAAGUGGUUGUACUUUUCGGCGAUAACACCAAAGAAUCCACAACGUAGAGCCUGGAUGCAUGCCAUCAGGGGACCAGCAUUUGGUGAUCCACAUUUGUAUGCCAGACUACCUUCCAUGAAACAUUACAUUGUACCAACGAUUAGGGAUGAGAAUCACACGGUCACUGAAGGAGAACCCAUCACCCCAACAGCUGUUAACCCGAAAGGCGACUUAGAUUUUGUUCUGGGAAAGGUAACAAACGAGAACGACAUAUAUGCAUACUUUAUGCAAGUUUGUCCUCUCCAACAAGAUCUUACAACAAUGCCAGUGAGCGUAAACAUUCACAAAUCUUCUGACCACAUCCCACCACGUAUUUCGCAAAGCGUCCAUGGAUUUUUCCAGUUGAGAAAUGACUAUCCCACACGACUGAAUAUGACGGCCUCUUGGGACAAAGAAACGUUAAAUGGUGAUGUAAACUUUUACAUUAUUGAUGGAGAAACUGGUCAACCAAAGCCGAUGGACGAAAAACUAGUAAAGAAAAAAAACAUCUACAAGAAGUAAGAAGACAUACAGUAACCCGCAAGAAAAACAAAGGAAGAUGGAGAAUGUUAAAUCGAAAGCAAGUUGCUCAACAAC
This is a messenger RNA of Dendronephthya gigantea, 2544 nucleotides long. RefSeq lists its product as uncharacterized. Lineage: Eukaryota; Metazoa; Cnidaria; Anthozoa; Malacalcyonacea; Nephtheidae. The coding region runs from base 187 to 2469 and encodes 760 amino acids. The transcript is spliced from 16 exons. The record is from RefSeq and is a predicted model, not a curated record.